Molecule: messenger RNA, 5750 nt
Organism: Drosophila elegans
Lineage: Eukaryota; Metazoa; Arthropoda; Insecta; Diptera; Drosophilidae
Product: neuroligin-4, X-linked
Exons: 13
Coding region: 911-4924 (1337 amino acids)
Biological process (GO): synaptic vesicle endocytosis; presynaptic membrane assembly; modulation of chemical synaptic transmission
Cellular component (GO): cell surface; synapse; postsynaptic membrane
Molecular function (GO): signaling receptor activity; neurexin family protein binding
Source: RefSeq, a predicted model, not a curated record
UCGCGUCGGUUGUGGAUCGCUUCGGUGUUCGUUUGGGUUGUUAAGUGGAAAGUCUUAUGCCAAGCCAAACAGCAGUGAAAUAAAUCUUGUGCGCGAUCCAAAAAUAAAUAUCUGCAAAAGGGGGACAAAAGCAGAGCGCGUGCCAAGUGAAAAUGUUUACGCGCAGAAGGCAGCAAAGUUAAUCAGAUAAAAAAAGAAGAGUCGCUGCAGAGUGAUUUAUUUUGAGUGCGGUUCAAUCGAAGCCAAAUGAAAAAUAAUCGAAAACGUCUUUGAUUUAUUUGCGCAAAUCCACAGACAGUGACAAACGAAAACAGAGCCCCUGCCAAAAUUGUUUUGCUCUACCGGCCAGAUCAAAGGUACAACAACCGAUCAGGCGCAAAUUGGUAAAUGCAAAUAUUGAAAAGUUAACAACGCGCAUAAUUAUCUGCAAUGCAAUAGUCAAAUAGCCUGUGAAAAUUAUUAAUAAAUGCGCUUCACUGGUCGUCCUUCCUUAAAAAUACCACGAUGGUUUGUGUCAAUUAAUAAACGAAAUUCUCCUUCUCGAUGAAACAUACGCGCAAUAAUUAAUAUUCAAAAUCGAAACUUUUUGUAGCAAGUUAAAUUAAAUACAGAAAAAUCUGGACAAAGGAGGAAGCCCAACCCAAACGUAAAUAAACGGUGGCAACUAUUUAAGACACUCAAAGAAAAUCCAUGUAAAUAUAGAGUCCAGAAAUUGUUAGCUAUUCGGUUGGCCCCAACCAACACGGCCAAGAAGGAAAACAGUGAAGCCGAAAAAAAGAACAAUUAGCCAAACGGGAAAGACAAACUCGAGCGGAAUGUGAAAAGUUUGCCAACAGCAGAGCGUUCAACAAAAUUAGAAUUGAAAAUAUCAGCGAACAGCAGAAAGGUCCCGGAGGCGGAAAACAAAGCCAUGAAGUUUCGUUUGGCAGCAUUUUGGCUAAUUCUGCUGACAGUUGGCGGCAAUCACAAGCAAUUAAGCCACGUUUGCACGUGGGGCGUGGCGGCCGAGAGGCAGCUGCACAAAGGAAAUGAGCUGGAAAACGCAAUGAAAUUGCGGGCGACCUCGAUGCCAUCGCCGCCGCUUAUAGGGGACAUCACGACCACGGUUCACCCGGAUCCGAGCAGAUCGAUGGGCCUCCAGGCGCUGCGAGGCGCCAAGGCUCCGCCGCCCAGUUUGGAGCUGCACCUCAGGCAGAGCGUGGCCCAGCUGUUUGCCAGUGAUGAAACGACCGCCGACAUUCCGGCGACAACCACCCAUCACCCGGAGCGGCGACAUGUGGUGCCCGACAAGCUUCAGUACACGAAGGAGAUCCUGGUGAAGCAGGGUCGCCUCAUGGGCAUCACGCGUCGCUUCCAGGUGACCAGCGGACUGGGCCAGGUUGACCAGUUCCUGGGGCUGCCCUACGCGGAGGCUCCGACCGGCAAUCGACGCUUUAUGCCACCAGGUGCCCCCUUGCCGUGGCAGGGCCUAAAGAUAGCGCGCCAUCUUCCCCCAGUUUGUCCGCAGAAGUUGCCCGAUCUAUCGCUCCGCGGCAGCGAAAAUAUGUCCCGUGGUCGCCAUAAACACCUGAGUCGCCUUUUGCCCUACCUGCGGACGGAGAGCGAGGACUGUCUGUAUCUCAAUCUUUAUGUGCCGCACGACGAGCCUCAGAGUACUCCCAAGCAGUACGCAGUCCUGGUUUACCUGCAUGGCGAGUCCUUUGAGUGGAACAGUGGCAACCCGUACGAUGGCUCCGUCCUGUCCAGCUAUGGGGAGGUCAUUGUGGUCACCGUCAACUACCGACUGGGAGCGUUGGGGUUCCUGAGGCCCAGCAUCGAUGCGCACAACAUAGCGAACUACGCCCUGCUCGAUCAGAUUGCGGCGUUGCACUGGAUCAAGGAGAACAUUGGAGCCUUCGGCGGCGACAACUCGCGCGUCACUCUGAUGGGCCACAGUACUGGAGCGGCGUGUGUCAAUUACCUAAUGGUGUCGCCGGUGGCCUCAGGCCUCUUCCACCGGGCCAUCCUCAUGUCCGGAUCCGCGAUGUCCGACUGGGCCGCCAGCAAUCAAUCGCUGCAAUUGACCAUGCAAAUCGCCCAUGCCCUCGACUGUCCGCUCAACGAGCACGUGGGGGCGGAGGACGAUGAUGUCCUGCUCGAUUGUUUGCGCCAUCGUCGCUACCAGGAUAUCUUGCACAUACCAACGGCGCUCACACAAUUUUCAACAUCAUUGGGUCCAAUUGUCGAUGGACAUGUAAUACCAAAUCAACCGUACAAGGUCAUGGGGCAUUAUACGGAGCACUUCAGCCGUUAUGAUUUAUUAUUCGGCAUCACGGAGUCAGAAUCCUAUCACACACUGGCCGCAUUAGCACUCGAGGAAGGAUUACGUGAAAAUGAACGCGAUAAUUUAUUGCGCUUCUAUAUGCAGAGCCGCUUUGAUGUACGCCCCGAUUUGGCAUUGGCUGCCACGCUGAAGAAAUACCAGGACAUGUACAACAAUCCGAUUAAGGCCACUAAUUUGGAGCAUCGUGACGUGGUCCUGGACAUUCUGUCCGAUGCACGAGUGGUUGGUCCGCUGCUGCAGACGGGUAUGUUCCACGCGGAUGUCAAUCGGCGCAAUUAUAUGUACGUAUUUGGCCAUAACAGCGCGUCCGGACCGUAUGCCCACCUACCGCAUAGCAUUAUGGGCGAGGAACUGGCGUUCAUCUUCGGGGCUCCUUUGGCCACCGCAGGUCCUUUUCCCAGCGGCAACUACACGGUGCAGGAAAAGCUGCUUUCCGAGGCGGUAAUGGCAUACUGGACGAAUUUCGUAAAGACCGGCAAUCCGAAAGCACCGUGGAAGGGCGUCUUCCUCAACUCACAUGCCCUCGAGUGGGAUCGCUACGAUCUGGACUGGCCGGAAUUCAAUAGGAGGGCUCAGGCAUACCUGAAUAUCGGAAUCCCGCCCACGGUGGGCUACAAAUACCGUCAGCUGUACAUGAACUUCUGGAACAAGGAGCUGCCCGACGAACUGAACCAGAUUGCGGCCAUUCAGGAGCAGCUGCACGGUCCCGGUCAGGAGGUGAUUGCGGGGCACAUGAGCAAGUACGGACCCAGGGAGCACGGGGCGGAGGAUCCCGUGCGGACCUUGAAGCUGCUCCUCCAGGAGCCCAGUCUGGCUGGUCCGCCCCGGAGUGGCGAGUCCACGGAAGCGGCGGCGGAGAACAUGUACAACGCACCGCCCACCUUCGGGCAUGUGCACAAAGUGCCGGGUGGCAGUGAGUCCGAGUCCGAGUCCGACGCGGCCACCUCCGCCAGUAUUCCGCAAGAGGCCGGGGAGGAGCGGCAGCAGGUGCCGCCGGAGACGGUGGCCAGGUCGGAGGCCACGAUGCAGCUGCUGAUCGCCUUGAUUGCCAUCAUCAUAGUCCUCAACCUGCUGAUCUACGGCACCUUUCUGCUGCGCCAGCGGCGUCGGCGGGCCAAGGCCCUGCCCUUUCCCGCCCCCAAGCUGGGCGGGACCAUCCUCAGCUACGACGGGGCCAACGACGAGGAGCUCAAGCGCUGCAGCAAGUCGCGCGACGGGGACGACAGCUUCGCCUUGGAGCUGUCCAGGAAGUCGAACACCUACGAGGCCAUCAAAACGGGCCAGAGGUCGCUCAGCUGCUCCACGGUGGACACCCACACCAAGGUCUGUGAGUGGAUGUCGGGCCAGGAGGCCCUGGCCCCCAAGUCGGGCAGUUUCACCCCGGCCACGCCCCCUCCCCCGCCGGUGCACUCAGACGGCAGGCUGAUCAUAUGCCGGGACAUUGAGGUGGCCGACGCGGCGCUGCUUAUCCCGCAGCACAUGCACGAGCCGCAGCACUACGAGAUGCUGUUGCAGCGGCAGCACUCGGCACUCACCGAACCCAGCGAGGAUACCUUGGAGCAGCAGCAGGAGCAGCAGUAUCCGUACCCACUGAGGGAUCGCCCGCACUGCCACUCCGAUCCGGUGGACAUGAUCCUGGCGGCCGACGAGCAGGUGACCAGCUUCGUGCAUGCCGACGACGUGGACAUCAAUGUGACGAGCAGGCAGGACUCGGAUGGCAUGGAGGUCGUCCCGCUGACGGCUGCCCAGCAGCUGGAGCUCCUGCGACUGCGCAACUACCCCAAGGUUCUGCCCACGGAGCAGGACCUGGUGGACAGCAGCUGCAAGCGCAACUCCCUGCCGCCGCAGAGCCUCAGCGCUCCGCUGCCGCCGCCGCGCACCAUCAGCCACACAUUGGGCAGGAGGCGGCGGGAUAGCAGCAAUGUGACCACUUCACCACUGCAGCUGGCCAGGGACGAGGAUGAGCCCUUGAAGGAGCCCCAGAUCUCGCAGAAUACCCUCAUCGUGGGCCCCAUUGUGCCCAAGUCGCCGGCCUCCAGUCUGAAGCGAGCGAAGCGAGUGCCGGCGUCGCUCGGCGGAUCCUUUCAGUCCUUCGAGUCGGUGCCCCCCGCCCACGAGACCACGCCCCCUCAGGGCACCGAGCGCACCGAGUGCAUUUACGCCAUCAAGGCAAGUCCUGCGCUCGCCAGCUGGUCAGCGCCCAACGGGGACCUCUACGCGCAGCCCCUGAAGUCGCCAUCGCGCACCUCGCUCAUACCCAGGCCGACCAAGCAGGCGGACAGCCUGCCUCCAGGGGAUCCUCCAGGGGAUCCUCUUGGGGGGCCUCUUGGGGAGCCACUAGCAGCACCGGCUCCGGCCAGCCGCAUUCCUCAGUUGCAACGGCAGGCCUCCGGCCGGGAUUUGCCAACGACAAUGGCCACCGAAGGCAUUGAAAAUCCCCCUGGAUGCCAGCAGCGAACCGACUCCACAAUAUCAUCGGGCUCCUCGGCAUCCAAUGCCUCGUCCUUCUCCUCCUCCUCGUCCUCGUCCACUGGAACCGUGCGUACGGAGCUGCAGCAGUUCCAGCCGCCGCCCGGCAGAAGUAUUACGACCAAUAUAUAGAAACUCCGGGGAGCGGCGGCUGCCAAGAAGUCCUUCAGGACAUCCCGCCGAGGACGCAAUGCGGCAACAGACAGCUGGCUGCCAGAGCUGGUUUCCUUUGGUCGGAAUUUUAUGGGGUCUGCGUAGAUUUAAUAAUACAUUUUGGUGUAAAGUUUAUCUCUUGACUUGGUUAGAGCUCCGACUGGCGGCUUUCUGGCUUUGCUGCGAGCAAAGUUUCUGCCGGCGUAAAUUAGUUAAGAAAAUUGCAGUGGAGGUUUCCCAGGAGAUUGCAGCUAAGGUUCGCCAUAUCGAUGUAAGCAGCGAAUGGCGUAGGGAAAACUAAUUUUCCGGAGAAUAUUGGCUAGAGUCGCUUUAGCGAGUUGCUUGUAACUGUUUGCAAAACAUAUUAAGUAGUUGAAACGUUUGGUAACUUAAAAUAAAAUAUAUUUUAUAUUUGUGAAACUUUUAGCUCAGUAAUGCAUAGGGUUUGUAUAUAAAACGAAAAGAGUAAUAAUAUGUAAGCUAUAGUUUUUCUGGCAACACAAAUAUAAGCAAAACGAAGGGAAAAUGGCCACAAGUUUCUCCUUCUUUGUAAGCUAAUCAAAGAAUUCUAAUAUAAGAAACAGUAUUUACAAACAUCUAUAAAUUUAUGACAAUUAUUAAAGCAAAAUAUUAAAAUAUUUUAAGGAAAUCGGAUUAUGGUUAUCGAAUUGUACCGAAGUCCCAGUGUCAAGUAUUAUAAGAUACAAAUUAUGUUCUUUGUAUUUCAAAUUAGGUUAACCAUAUGCUAACACAUACACAUGUACUCGAAAAUAUAGUGAAAUAGAAAAUCAAACGAUGAAAGCAA